Messenger RNA from Mandrillus leucophaeus (drill), 6573 nucleotides. It is a transcript of the gene ZNF366, whose product is annotated as zinc finger protein 366. The record is from RefSeq and is a predicted model, not a curated record. The transcript has 5 exons. Bases 495 to 2729 code for a protein of 744 amino acids. NCBI's taxonomy places the organism in Eukaryota, Metazoa, Chordata, Mammalia, Primates, Cercopithecidae.
AUAGCAGAGGCUGCAGGCUCAGGAGAGCCUGCCUGUCUGGAACACCGUUUGUUUGGACAGGCCAGGCCACUAAGGCGUUUCAUCUCUUUAAAACUCCCAGGGCAGACAGCAUAUUUGAGGAAUUCCUUUUUUCAAAGAUUUUUUUUUUUUUUUGCCCCUUCCAACAUUUUGUUUAAGAGAAAAUGAGAUGUCUAUCUUCUGUUUCCUUAUUUUUUUUCAGGAAAGCAAAGGGUUGUUGACUUCCUCCCUCUCCCCUCCCUUCCUUCCUUCUUCCCGAAGGUACUCAUCUGAGAAAAAGAGAACGAAGUAUUGUUCCUGUUCUCUUUCUUAAGUCAUUCGAAACACUGUCCCUGCGAGUUCUUUAAGUUCCCUGCAAUCUGUACACAAGAGAAAGAGGGAGAGAGAGAGGGAGAGAGACAGAGAGAGCAGGGAUCAGGUAAAGGAGUGGGGCUGCUGCAGCCAUUCAGACCUCAGGAGCUGGAAAAUUGCCAAGGAUGCAGAAGGAAAUGAAGAUGAUCAAAGAUGAGGAUGUGCAUUUCAACUUGGCUGUGAGGAAGACCCCCUCCUUUCCCCACUGCCUGCAGCCAGUGGUUUCUCGGGGAAAGGCUCCCCAAAGACACCCCUUCCCAGAAGCUCUCCGAGGGCCAUUUGCCCAGUUUCGGUAUGAACCUCCUCCAGGAGACCUAGAUGGGUUCCCCGGGGUCUUCGAAGGAGCGGGGUCUAGGAAACGGAAGAGCAUGCCCACCAAGGUGCCCUAUAACCACCCUGCAGAAGAAGCCACCCUCGCCCUCCACUCCGAGGAGAACAAAAACCACGGCCUUCCCAACCUCCCUUUGCUGUUCCCGCAGCCCCCGCGCCCCAAGUAUGACUCUCAGAUGAUCGACCUGUGCAACGUGGGCUUCCAAUUCUACCGCAGCGUGGAACACUUGGGGGGCAAGACCGUCAAGCAGGAGCCCAUUAAGCCCAGCGCCGUGUGGCCCCAGCCGACGCCGACUCCAUUCCUGCCCACGCCCUACCCAUACUACCCCAAAGUCCACCCGGGCCUCAUGUUCCCCUUCUUCGUGCCGUCGUCCUCGCCCUUCCCCUUCAGCCGGCACACCUUCCUGCCCAAGCAGCCCCCGGAACCUCUGCUGCCCCGGAAAGCCGAGCCCCAGGAGAGCGAGGAGACCAAGCAGAAGGUGGAGAGGGUGGACGUGAACGUGCAGAUCGAUGACAGCUACUACGUGGACGUGGGCGGCGCGCAGAAGCGCUGGCAGUGCCCCACCUGCGAGAAGUCGUACACCUCCAAGUACAACCUGGUCACCCACAUCCUGGGCCACAGUGGGAUCAAGCCGCACGCGUGCACGCACUGCGGGAAGCUCUUCAAGCAGCUCAGCCACCUGCACACGCACAUGCUGACCCAUCAGGGCACGCGGCCCCACAAGUGCCAGGUGUGCCACAAGGCCUUCACCCAGACCAGCCACCUGAAGCGCCACAUGAUGCAGCACAGUGAGGUGAAGCCGCACAACUGCCGCGUGUGCGGCCGCGGCUUUGCCUACCCCAGCGAGCUCAAGGCCCACGAAGCUAAGCACGCCAGUGGGCGCGAGAACAUCUGUGUGGAGUGCGGCCUUGACUUCCCCACCCUGGCCCAGCUGAAGAGACACCUCACCACGCACCGAGGCCCCAUCCAGUACAACUGCUCCGAGUGCGACAAGACCUUCCAGUACCCGAGCCAGCUGCAGAACCACAUGAUGAAGCACAAGGACAUCCGGCCCUACAUCUGCUCCGAGUGCGGCAUGGAGUUCGUGCAGCCGCACCACCUCAAGCAGCACUCCCUCACCCACAAGGGUGUGAAGGAGCACAAGUGUGGAAUUUGUGGGCGGGAGUUCACCCUGCUGGCCAACAUGAAGCGACACGUGCUGAUCCAUACCAACAUCCGCGCCUACCAGUGUCACCUCUGCUACAAGAGCUUCGUGCAGAAGCAGACCCUCAAGGCACACAUGAUCGUCCACUCUGAUGUGAAGCCUUUCAAAUGCAAGCUUUGUGGGAAGGAGUUCAACCGGAUGCACAACCUGAUGGGCCACAUGCACCUGCACUCGGACAGCAAACCCUUCAAGUGCCUCUAUUGCCCAAGCAAAUUCACCCUGAAGGGGAACCUGACACGCCACAUGAAAGUCAAGCACGGAGUCAUGGAGCGGGGCCUUCAUUCCCAAGGUCUGGGAAGGGGGAGAAUCGCCCUGGCACAGACAGCCGGUGUCCUGAGGAGUCUGGAGCAGGAGGAGCCCUUUGACCUCUCUCAGAAGCACCGGACCAAGGUGCCCAUGUUCCAGUCAGACGGGGAGAGUGCCCAGGGCAGCCACUGCCACGAGGAGGAAGAGGAGGAUAACUGCUACGAGGUGGAACCCUACAGCCCUGGCCUGGCACCCCAGAGCCAGCAGCUCUGCACACCCGAGGAUCUGUCCACCAAGCCAGAGCAUGCACCGGAGGUGCUGGAGGAAACCUGCAAGGAGGAGAAGGAGGAUGCAUCCAAGGAAGAAUGGGAGGAGAGCAGCAAGGGCGACCUUGGGGCAGAGGGUGGCCAGGAGAGAGACUAUGCAGGCAGAGAUGAGUGUCUCAGCCUCAGGGCUUUUCAGAGUACCCGGCGGGGUCCCUCUUUUUCUGAUUACUUAUACUUCAAGCACAGAGAUGAGAGUUUGAAAGAAUUACUGGAGAGGAAAAUGGAAAAACAAGCAGUGCUUUUAGGUAUCUAAGUGGAUAGUUUUAAAAUUACAUUUGGAAAAUGAGAACGAGGCAGUUCAAAUAUAGCUUUCUGCAUGAACUGUCAUUUUCUGGAGACUGGCAAAUAGUACCAAUCUCUACAAAUGGCUUAGACUAAAUGAGCAGGGAUGUAGGUAAUGGAAAGCCUUCUCAGGUCAUUCACGGGGCCCUUGAUACCCUUCACACAUGUGCAGGGUCUUCUUCAGUGGUGUUUGAUGCAUCGCCAGUAUAGUAAACUGUGAGUAUUCUUCUAGAUAUCUAAUCGUAAGCUGAUGCUGAGGUGCUUUUAGAAAUUCUACUUUCCUCUGAUUUAUAUGCAAUACAUGGUAAAUUUCUAAUUGCAAAAAUAUGGUGCUUGAGGUGUCACCUUAUUAAUAACUAGGUGAAUCCGUGAAGGUUAUAAUAUUUUCCAGAUAGAUGAAAAUAUUAGUAGUUGUAUAUAUAAAAAUAGCCUUUAUUCUAAACCAAAAAUGUCAGAAAUGGCACAGGAGGAUGAAAUGUUGAAGAGAAUGCUCUCAAGUAGUUGCUGCAGAUAUAAGGUAAAAUUUCAGGAGAAGAAUAAUUUUGACUAGGGAAACUGGUGACCUAGAAUACUUAGAUUCUCUUGUUCUAUGUUGGCUGUCUUCAUCAGAUUGAGCAUUUGGAGCAUUUUUUUAUCAGAUGCUCUGAUGAUGUUCAGGGUCCUGGUUCCUCAGACAAACCCCCACUUCUCAAGCAGAGCUCCCUCCUGGAGACCAUUGCUGUCUUGCUCUGAGGCCUCAUGCCGCAUAAGACAGAGGCAGGGGCCGGGCGCAGUGGCUCACGCCUGUAAUCCCAGCACUUUGGGAGGCCGAGGCAGGCAGAUCACUUGAGGUCAGGAGUUUGAGACCAACCUGGCCAACGUGGUGAAACCCCAUCUCUACUAAAAAUACAAAAUUUAGUCAGGCGUGAUGGCGGAUGCCUGUAGUUCCAGCUACUCAGGAGGUUGAGGCAGGAGAAUCGCUUGAACCCAGGAGGUGGAGGUUGCAGUGAGCUGAGAUCAUGCCACCGCACUACAGCCUGGGUGACAGAGUGAGUCUCUGCCUCAAAAAAAAAAAAAAAAAAAAGAAAAGGACAGAUGCAGGAAGAGUUGUCACCAGUGACCAGGGGGUUUCACCUCAGAGCUAGAGCUGGGGGGUGACCUCAGAGAAUUCUCCCAGAAAUCUAACCUCUGACUUAUUUGGGUUACUAGAAUAGUUGACAGCUAAUCAUAAGUAAAGAAGACUCUGGACUAUGUUCUCAGUGCUGGCUGUACAUUAGAAUCAUCUGGGGUGACCUUUGAAAAAAAGACACCAAACUAAGGCCUCACCCAUUAAGAUUCUGAUUUAAUUGAUCUGGAGUGGAGCCCCAGGACUGGAAUUUUCCAGAUUGCUCCAGGCAAUUCUUAUGUGCAGCCGAGAUUGAGAAGAUUGAGGGGACUAAAAUAGAACUCACCAUUUCUGUGGCUUCCAGGACACUUCCCAGAGACUUCAUAAGUAUUUCUGUUCCUAGCCUCAGACUCUUUAAGGUUGAGAACAGGAGACCUCACAAUCAUACUGCUGACUUAGGCCUUCUUACCUGUCUGUAAGAGCCAUAUGAGUGGACACACACUCUCUCUAUAUAGACACACACUUUUGACAUUAUACUAGAAGAUGAUGCCUGUGAUGUUUAUGGUCACUUACUAUGUUGAAAAAUGCAUGGCUGGCCUAUGGUGACUCAUUAUCUCUUCCCAGACUCUUGAACCAUGAUGCCAGUGAGUGGAAAUGACUCUACUGGGUGGGAUGGGCCCAGCAGGUCGGCCUUACUUAGGCACUGGCACUGAGAAAAGCAAUACUGACCGGGUGUCAUGUACGUGUGACUGCCCAUAGCAAUAACCCUCUGGUACUGUGUCUGUUUAUGUAAAAACCUCUUGUUUGGUAGUUUUGACUCUUAUUUGUAGAGCUAGGUACUGGUUAUUAUUGUGCUUCAUCCUAUCCCAGACUUCCCAAUACAUUCCUUUAGAAGACAUGUCCAUCUCCAACUGUUGGAGGCUGGCCUUUUCUGUAGGCCAAGGUUUGCUUCAUUAGCCCCACCUGGUUGUCAUCACUCACCUGUGUGUUGUGUCCAUCUCUGACCCAUUUCCCCUGCCAUCUUGCCUAAAGCUUCUCCUGUCAGACUCCCCACCACCAUGAAGUGCUAAGAGUACUGUGUCCUGAGGUAAGGGCACCUGCAACGGAGAUGGUGAAGAGAAGACUGUGGGUUUUUGUGGUUACAAGCACAACUCUGGGUCAAAAACCCAUUCCAAGUCCUCAGAGGGGCAAGUCCCUUCCACUCAUUAUUAAUAUAGCUCAUCAGUACCUCUGAUGAAAUUGCCCAGGAGGCUGGCAGACUGGCCUGAGAGGCUUCUAGCUCUUAGGGUUCAGUUACACAUUUAUUCACACUGUGGCCAUGUGUUGAGGACCUACUACGUGCUGUGUUUGACCACAUGUCCUGCAGAAUGCCAUUUGGUUCUGAGUAUGCCUGGCUGGAAUGGGAACCAGGAAAUUCUAGAGUAACAGGCUCUAUUCCUUUCCAACCAAAACAAACCACAUGGGAAUGUUUGAGGGACCAGUUAGUGUUGAGAUGGAGAGAGUAUGGUCUAGAAUGGUGGUUUUCAGAUUGUGUUUUGAGGAGCCGGAGGUCAUCUUUAGGCCUCUGAAAAGUGGUAGGGAGAGGAGAAACUCUCAACUCCCACACCCACCUCACUCCAAGCAGCUCAAGUUCCAUCUGAUUUAUAUGUUAGCAUUCUAAAUAAAAUUUUAUUUGGAGGGAGUAAAAAGGUCUAGGAGAAAUAAAAACAAUUUGUUACGGAGUGUAUUCCAGUGCCUGUUUUCAGUUGUUGACUCUGGGCAUAAGACACUUAAUUAGAUCUAACCUAAUGGUUAAUACAGAAUUAACCUUCUGAGCACCAAGGCUAAAACCUUGGUUUUGUAUGCUGUUGAGUGACCAACAUCCUGGUUUGCCUAGGAUGAUCCUGGUUUAGACCUGUUGUCCCAGGAUAAUUAUUCAAGUGUCACCUUAAUUCUCAAAAGUAUUCCAGUAUAGGUGAGAAAUUACAUGAACACCUUAUGCAUGAGCACAGAGUUAAGGGAAGGGUUGGCCAACCUUGCCUAAUGAGCUGAUGAACCAGAAGGCAAGCCGUGAAGGAGAGUCCAUGUGGGCCAUCUCAGAGAACUAAGGGAUGAAGCCUUCCAAGAUUACCAGCAUUCCAAAACCAGAAUAUCACAUUGUGAGACUCGGAAAAUAGGUCACUACCAAAUGCUUUCCAGCCUUUUGACCACUGUCACUUUGAACCAAUCAAUGGACCAGCCAAGUGGCAUAUUUUUCUUUUAUUCUUUUUAUUCUUUCCUAUGAUUAACCCUCAUGUUGCCUUUCAAUUCCUCUUUCUCUCUCUUUUUAAAAAUUUGACUCCCCAUUGGCCAUGAGACUAAGGCUGACCUUUCAUGAACCCACAAGAGUAACUGGUAUAUUUGUAUAUGAGUAGUUGCAUGAGAAAGCUCAAUGUGCAUACUGUAUUUAUUAAGCCCUGAAGGCAUUUAAUAAAAUAUUAACAUGGUGUUUUGAAUUAUGAUCUUUGUCUGCUUUGCUGGAACAAAAUAUAACAGAGCUAACAUUUGAAAUCCUUCGCAUAUUUGGACAACAUUACACCAAAUGUUGAUUUUGUACAGAACCCUAGCUUGCUAUUUAAAAACUAAAACUCUAAGUAUAUAGCAGCCCAAGUUGUGAAUAUUGCUUUCUGCUUCACUGAAAAAGCAGUUUACCUGAAAAGAACAUGUAACCUAUAUUUUGUUAAUUUAAGCAAAUAAAGACAUGUUGAAAAAA